CAAGGGUUCACUCCAUCACACAGGAGAGUGCUAUACAUACUGGGAGAGCAAUAGGCUGUGUUCUUUUUUACUUGGUAUUAUCCAGAGAUUUGCUUUCUGCUGCCCUGACUUAAAGCAGAGUACCUCUGUGACCUGUCUGUCUCCUCUGGCCCCAAAAUGACAGUAAUUGCUGCAAUCAGUUGUACUCUCUUAUUUUCCAUUCUCUGUGAAACAAGUGCAUUAGUGUUACCCAACUCCACUGACCUAUUCCUGUCAGACAAUAAUUUCACUGACAUCAAGACAGCUUUGGCAGCUCAUCUGGACUCUGCAAAAAUUCCCAAAGCCAGGCGGAAGCGCUACAUUUCACAGAAUGACAUGAUUGCCAUUCUUGAUUAUCAUAAUCAAGUCAGAGGCAAAGUCUUCCCACCUGCUUCCAACAUGGAAUAUAUGGUUUGGGAUGAAACUCUUGCCAAAUCUGCUGAGGCUUGGGCUGCUACAUGCAUUUGGGACCAUGGCCCUUCCUAUCUUCUGAGAUUUUUGGGACAGAACUUGUCUGUAAGAACUGGAAGGUAUCGAUCUAUUCUCCAGCUGGUAAAGCCAUGGUAUGAUGAGGUGAAGGAUUAUGCUUUCCCCUAUCCUCAGGACUGCAACCCUAGGUGCCCGAUGCGAUGCUAUGGACCCAUGUGCACCCAUUACACACAGAUGGUUUGGGCCACUUCCAAUCGGAUAGGCUGUGCAAUCCACACUUGCCACAACAUGAACGUCUGGGGAUCUGUUUGGCGGCGAGCUGUUUACUUGGUGUGCAACUAUGCCCCAAAGGGGAACUGGAUUGGAGAAGCACCAUAUAAAGUAGGAGUCCCAUGUUCAGCUUGUCCUCCAAGCUAUGGAGGUUCUUGUAUCGACAAUCUUUGUUUCCCAGGAGUGACAUCAAACUACUUAUACUGGUUUAAAUAAGUUAACAUUAUUUUAAAGAA
Molecule: messenger RNA, 953 nt
Organism: Oenanthe melanoleuca
Lineage: Eukaryota; Metazoa; Chordata; Aves; Passeriformes; Muscicapidae
Gene: PI15
Product: peptidase inhibitor 15
Exons: 6
Coding region: 157-933 (258 amino acids)
Cellular component (GO): extracellular region
Source: RefSeq, a predicted model, not a curated record